AUGGAGUUACACAAAUUAUUGGAAAACAAAUUAAGUAUCGAAGAAUCACAAAAUAUAAAUACUAAAGAGGGUGAUAUGCAUUUAAAUACAAUAAAUGAAGAUAAAAAAAUAGCAACAGAAAAAGGAUGCGUUCUUAAAAUAAAAAAUUGUGAUAAUGAGAAGGAAAAUUUACCUAACUCCUCUUAUGAAAAUAUAAACAUAAAAAAAAAAGGCAAUGAUUUACAAUAUUAUAAUGAUCAAAAAUAUGACACCCUUAACAAUGCGCUCACAACAAGUGAAUCUUUUAACAAUAUUAAAAUUAAAAAAAAGUGUUAUGAAAAAAAUGACGACACAAUAAAUUUAGAUAUAACUAGUAGUACUGAAAAUUUGUAUCACAAUAUAAAUUAUGACUACAUUGAUAAACAAGUUCACAAUUUAUUAGAAAGUGGAAAUAGCAGUGAUGAACAAGGGGAAAUUAUAAAAGAUGAGAAAGAACAAAUAAAAACAAAAAUAGAAGAAGAUGAAAUAGAAAACAAUGAAGAAAUGCAAGGGCUAAAACAUAUAAAAGGUAGUCUAUUAUUUUCAAGUUUGUCAAACGACGAAUUUAUGAAAAUAGAAAAAAAUGAAUCGAUACCUUUUCAUUCUGAUGAAAUAGAUUUUAUAUGUGAAGAUGAAAUGAAUAAUAUAAUUUUAUCACAUGAACAAAAAAUAUCCACAUUUACUAGUUUAUUAAAUGAUAAUGAAAAAAAAGAAGAAGAUUAUGCAAAUUAUUUCAGGGGGAGAAAUGAAAAUAGUAUUGAAAGUUAUAAUGGAAAUGGUAAUGAAAGUUUUGACAGUAACAUCAAAACAGGAAAAAGCACUAAAGAAUGUGGUGAAUUAGAUAGUGAAGAUGAUAAAGAAAUAAAAAAUAUAUUAAAUAUACUUCAAAAUUUAAGAGAUUAUAAUUUUAAUGAUACAAAUGCUAUUGAUAAUGAUGAUAAUUAUGAAAAUAUGGAAGAAAAAGAUGAAUUAAAUAACACAGAACAUUCAUAUAAUUGUGAAAAUGAAGAUAAUAGCAAUACAAAACAUGACGAUACUAUUAUUCACGAUAAAAAUAUUCCCUUCCUUGGUACUGAUUAUAUACCCAAUGAUAUUGCUAGUAAUAAAAAGGAUAUCAAUUCGACAAAUGAUCAAACGGGAAGUGACGAAGACAAAGAUAACAUUGACCAUUUGAACAUUAAAAAACUGAAAGACAAGUAUAAAAAAUAUGUUUUUUCUUUAAGUGAUCAUGAUGAAUAUCAACGAAGUGAUAGAAGUGUACAAAGCCAAAAUGGAGAAGAACCAAUUGAAGAGACAUAUUACAAUAGUGAUACAAAUAUAAAACAAAAAAAUGAAUCCGAUAAAUGCCAGGAAGAUGGAAAUUCUAGUAAUACUGAUAAUAUUGGGGAAAAUCAAUAUAACUAUAAACAUAUUAGUGGAAUGAGUAAUAUUGAUAUGAAUGAAACCCCAAUAAGUGAUUCUAAUAAUAAUUUUGAUAAAAUGAAAAAUCAUAAAAAAAAAAAAAAAGAGGAAACAAUUGAAGAGAAUGAAUUAAAAGAAAUAAAUGAACUACAAACCGAUUCUUAUGACAAAGAAAAUCCUCACAACAAUUUAACUAACGAAGAAAAUUUAGAAUACUAUAAUUUACCAGUUAAACCGAAUGUAUUGCAUAUAGAAAGCCAAGAGAGUUGGCAAAAUAAAAUAAGUGCUACAAGUGAUUGCAUUAUUGAUAGUAAACAUAGUUCGGUUUCAUUUUAUAAUCACGAAAUAGGAUCAUUUGCGGAAAUCGAAAAAGAACGCAAUGAUAUGUAUACCAAAGUUGGUAAUACUGAAAAUAAUAACAACAACAAUGAUAAUGAAACGAAACAUGAAACUAACAAUAAAAAGGAAAUAGAAGAAACAUGGAAACCCUCAGAAAUAAAAAAUGAUAUAGUUAAUACCAAUAAGAGUUCUAAAAAUGAAGAAAAUGAAAAUUCUGAACAAAUGAGAAAGAGAAAAUUAAUAAAAGAAAAUAUUAAUAAUUUAAGAAAUGAUAAUAAAAAUCUGAAAAUUAUAGACGAAUUAAAUCAAAAUAUAAAUAAUUUAAAUUUUGAAUAUUUAAAAAAUAAUGAAUUCAAUCUAGACAUAAACUAUACCAACGAUACAAUGCAAAAUGUAUCAAUACAAAAAAAUAAUAACAUUUCAGAGAAAAUCGAAAAGGUAGAAAUUACAAAUAAUAAUUUAUUAGAUGAAAACCUAAAUUUUGAUUAUUAUUUAAAAACUUUGCAUAAUUUAAAAAGCCGAAUACACCAAGAGAUCAGUGGAAAUGAUAGUAGCAGUAAUAGUAAUUCGAAUUCAUUAAAUAAAAAAGAUAUCACAAUUAAUGAGGAAAAAAAUGAAAAUAAGGCUAUUCAAAAUUCUGAUGAAAUUAGCGCAAAAAAAGAGCGUGAAAAUGAUAAUAAUCAAAAUGAAAAAUCCAGAAAUACAGAAUAUAAAGAAAUCACAAAUAAUAAUUUUCAAAAAGAACCAAAUGAGCCAUCUGAAAAGAAAAUUAUAAAAGACAAGCAUCAGGAUAAAGAGGAAGAAGGUAAAGAGAUUGUCUUAAAAAAAAAAGUAAAAAAAAAAAAAAAAACGAAAAGACAACAUUCUUUAGACAAUAAUGAAAAAGAUGUAUCACAAAACAAUACACAAAUAGAACUCGUUGAAAAAAAUAUUAUCCUAAAAAAUACAGUGAAAGAUCUUCAAAAUCAAAUUACUAAUUAUAAAAAGAUGGAGAAAUUGUUUGAUAAAAAUAAAAAAAAAUAUAAAAAUAAAUUAGCAAUUAUUAAUGAAUAUGAAAAAAAAAUCGAUUGUAUAAUAAUUGACUUUAAUAAAUUAAAAGAUAAAUGCACAAAUAAAGAAAAAAAAAUAUCUAAGCUUGAGGAAGUAACAAAAUAUAUGAAUGAACAAUUUUCUAUAAGUAAAAUACAAUUUGAAAAUAAAAUGAAUGAAUAUGUUAUAUUUUUAAAAAAAAAAGAUUCAGAAAUAUAUAUGUUAAAAGAACUCAUAAAAGAAAAGGAAAAAGUGAUUUCAUUUAAUGAAAAUAUAUUAAAACAAUAUAAAGCUGAUAUUGAUGAUAUGCUAAAACAAAAUAUAGAAAGAGUGGAACAUGUAAAAAAUAAAUUAAAAAUACAACAAAAUAUGAUUUCAGAAAAAGAUUUAAAAAUAACUAAACUUGAGGAAGAUAUACGGGUAAAUGAUGCCAAAAUAAAUGCAAUGGAAAAUAAAAUUAAAGCCUUACAAAAUCAAAUCGAAUUAGAGGUAAAAGAGAAAAAUGAAUUAAAAAAAAAUUACGAAAAGGAAAAUAAGGAAAAGGACGCACUCUCUAAAAAAUUAGACGAAAUUGUUAAAGAAAAAAACAAUUUACAUUAUAAAAUAGAAGAAUUAUUAAAAACUGAAAAAAAUAUUAUCGAUGAUAAAGCAGAGCUACUUGAAUGUAAAAACGAACUAAGUAUAGAAAAUGAAAAAAUAAAAUUUGAAAUAAAUACUAUGAUAAUAGAAAAGGAAAAGAUGGAAGAAAAGUACAAUUUAGCUAACUCCAAAAAAGACCAAAUAAAUAUUGAAAUGGAAAUAUUAAAAAAGACUUAUGAAAAUAAUGUUAAUGAAUUAGAAAAAUUAAAAGAAGAUUUUAAAAAUGUUCAAAAAAAUUACAACCAAUUGAAAGAAGAAAAAGACAGAAUUGAAAAAAGCUACUCAACAGAAGUAGAAGAAAAAAAUAAAAUUCAAAAUAGUUUUGAAGCGACAAAAAACGAAUUAGCAACCCGCGAAAAUCAAAAAGAAUUGUUACAAAAUGAUUUGAAUAAUUUACAAAAAUAUCUUGAUGAAACUGUUACAAAAAAUGAAGAAGAAAUUAAAGGAUUAAAAAAACAGCUAAGUGAAUUGGAAGAAAAAUUAGAAGAAGCGAAUAAUUUAUAUUUUAAAGAAAAAGAAGUUAUAGAAAAAUUAAAUAAAGAAAAAAAUAAAUUUAUAAAAGAGUUUGAUAAACUAAAAAAUAAAAAUAAAAAAAUUACAUCAAAAAUGAAAGAAACACAAAUUUCUAAUGAAAAAACAAUAAAUGAUGUUAUAAAAGAAAAAAAUGAAUCCUUAGAAAAAGAAAAAAGUAAAUUCACAGAAAAAGUUCAAUCAUUAGAACAGGCGUUUCAAGAGUCAUAUAACGAAUUACAUUGUCAAAAAAAAAAUAUACAAAAUGAAUUAGAAGAAUUAAAAAUAAUUAACCAAGAUAUAAAAAACAAUUCCAAAAAUCUUCUAAAUGUUAAUGAUGCACUUGUUAAAGAAAUGAAGGCAUAUAAUAUCGAAAAGGAACAAUUCAUUAAAGGCUUAAAAAAUAUUAAAGAAGCAUAUAUAAAAAUAAAAAAUGAAAAUCAGCAGCUUAAAAAAAAUGCAUUUUCAUUUAUCCAAAAAGACAUAGAACAAAACUAUGUGCCAAUUAAUAUACAUAACACUGUUUUAAAUGAAAAAAAAACUUAUAUUUCAGAAAUUGAUAUUCUUAAAUCGAAAGUUAAAAAAUCAGAAAAUGAUAUAACUAAUUUAUCCAAAGAAAAAUCAGAACUUUCUGAAAAAUUAAAAAAAAUUAAUCAACAAAAUGAAGAUCUAAAUACAAACAUAAAGGUUAAGAGUAAAAUAACAGAAGAUAUUAUGAGAACUGUUGAGAAACUAAAAUCAGACAUAACCAAUAAAGAAGAAGAAAUAAAAAAGAAAACACUUGAAAUUAAAAAAAUGGAAAGAGAAUAUAAAACUUUAUUGGAUGAUUAUAAAAUGGAAAAAAAAAAUUUAAUCGCAAAAUAUGAAAAUGAACUUGAUGAAUAUAUGAAUAAGUGUGAAUUUGCUCAUUCUAAGUAUAAGAAGUACGAAGAAGAAGUUAAAGAAAUGAAAAGCAAAUUAAAAAUGAAGGAUGAAAUAUUGGAGUAUACACAUAAGGAGAUCGAAAACAUUAAAGAAUCAUUCUGCAAAGAAUAUGAACAUAAAAUACAAGCUGUUAUUGAGGAAAAGGACAAAGAGAUUCACGCGAUGCAAAAGAAGUUUAAGGAUCUCAACGAAGAAAAUACAGAAAAUAAAAACGAAAUUGCAAAAUUAGGUAAAAUGCUCGAAGAUGCAAACAAAAAGAUUAAAAAGAGAGACAUGGAAAUGUAUAUAUUGCUUGACGAAAAUAAAAAACAAAAAGAAAAAGCAGCCAAAAAAAUGAAUAAAGUUAAUGAGUUAUUAAAUAAUUUACAAAAAGAAUAUACUGACAAUAUACCAUAA
Molecule: messenger RNA, 5256 nt
Organism: Plasmodium yoelii
Lineage: Eukaryota; Apicomplexa; Aconoidasida; Haemosporida; Plasmodiidae
Product: conserved Plasmodium protein, unknown function
Exons: 5
Coding region: 1-5256 (1751 amino acids)
Source: RefSeq, a predicted model, not a curated record